AACACCACGUUCAACCCUCUCCACGGCAUCCAGCCGUUUCCCCUAUCGUCAUACAGCACCAACAUGACGCGGCGCGCCCCCGUCAUCGCCCUCUCGCACGGCGGUGGCCCCAUGCCGCUUCUCGGCGACCCCUCGCACGCACCCAUUACAAAGUCGCUGCAGACGCGCGUGCCCCACAUCCUCAAACUCGGUACCCCAGACGCUCCAAAAGCCGUCGUGCUGGUCACGGCCCAUUGGUCCACGGACAAAGUCACCAUUUCCAGCGGCGCGGCCCAUGAGCUGCUGUACGACUACUACGGCUUCCCGCCCGAGUCGUACCACAUCAAACACAAUGCCCCCGGCAGUCCUGAAGUCGCCGAGCAAGUCGCCAGAGCGCUGGAUGAAGCCGGCAUAGAGCAUGUCAAGGAUCCUCAACGACCCUGGGACCACGGCGUCUUUGUGCCCAUGAAACUGAUAGAUCCGUCGGCCACAACGCCCAUUGUCCAAGUCUCGGUGCUGGCCUCAGAGUCGGCUGCGCAAUCCUACGCCGUCGGCCGCGCGCUGGCUGCUCUGCGCGCCCAAAACAUCGCCAUUAUCGGAUCGGGCUUCGCCACGUUCCACAAUCUGCGUCUGUUCAGCCAGCUGGCGAACCCCGCGCUGCAGGCGCAGACCAAGGAGUGGAGUCGCGCCGUCACGGACGCCGCCUUGACCGACGACGACGCGCAGAGGGAGCACAAGUUCUUGCACUGGAGAUCCUGGCAGCAUGCGUAUAGCAUGCAUCCCCGCGGCGGCGCAGAGCACUUUCUGCCCCUCAUUGUGUGUGCGGGCGCGGCGGCCGCGACAAAGGGAAAGGCGUAUGCGGAUUCACUGCGUGGGACCGACAUGUGGAGUUAUUACUGGGACGACGAC
Exserohilum turcica Et28A is the source of this 888-nucleotide messenger RNA. RefSeq lists its product as uncharacterized. The annotation marks the transcript as partial. The record is from RefSeq and is a predicted model, not a curated record. The transcript is spliced from 2 exons. Gene Ontology annotation, molecular function: zinc ion binding; oxidoreductase activity, acting on single donors with incorporation of molecular oxygen; ferrous iron binding. NCBI's taxonomy places the organism in Eukaryota, Fungi, Ascomycota, Dothideomycetes, Pleosporales, Pleosporaceae.